CGGCUAUUGAUCGCACCCAGAUGCCCGUUCAAAUCUCUCCCGCCUCUCCCUUGUGGAGACGGAGGCCGAGAUGCCGCCACUGCCCUUCGCGUCCAUGGACGCCUUCUACCUCCACCUCCUCCGCUCCUGCGCCGCGCUGCCGCACGCCGCUGCCGUGCACGCCCACAUCGCCCGCGCGCACCCUGGCGCCUCCCUCUUCCUCCGCAACUCACUCCUCGCAGCCUACUGCCGCCUCGGGGGGCCCCUCCCGGCCCGCCGCCUGCUCGACGAAAUGCCCCGCCGCAACGCCCUCUCCUUCAACCUCCUCAUCGACGCCUACUCCCGCGCUGGCCUCGCCGAGCACUCCCUGGGAACCUUCGCGCGCGCGCGGGGCGCGGGGGUCAAGGUUGACCGGUUCACGUACGCCGCCGCGCUCGCCGCGUGCUCGCGUGCGGGCGACGUGAAGGUGGGCAAGGCCGUGCACGCGCUGGCCGUUCUUGAAGGUCUCUCCAAGGGUUUGUUCCUGUCUAACUCGCUUAUCAGCAUGUACUCCAAAUGCGGCAAGAUGGACGAGGCGAGGCGGGUGUUUGACGUCGCUGAUGAGCAUGACGAUGUCUCGUGGAACUCACUGGUCUCCGGGUACGUCAGCGCCGGUGCGCACGACGAGAUGCUGAGGGUGUUCAGUCUGAUGCGUCGGUGCGGCAUGGGUUUGAAUUCGUUCGCGCUUGGGAGCGUCAUCAAGUGUUGCUCUUGUGGUGGUGAUAUUGGAGGGUGCAUUGCAGAGGCAGUUCAUGGAUGCGUGGUGAAGGCUGGGUUGGACAGCGACGUGUUUCUUGCAAGCGCGAUGAUUGGCAUGUAUGCUAAGAAAGGCGCCUUGAGCAGCGCUGUUGCGCUUUUCAAGUCGGUGCGAGACCCAAAUGUGAUUGUUUUCAAUGCAAUGAUUGCAGGAUUCUGUCGGGACGAAGCUGCAGUUGGCAAGGAAGUCACGAGAGAAGCAUUAAAUCUGUAUUCGGAGCUGCAGAGCCGAGGGAUGCAACCUACUGAGUUCACAUUCUCAAGUGUUCUACGGGCGAGUAACUUGGCUGGUGAGUUUGAAUUCGGGAAACAAUUACAUGGGCAAGUGCUCAAACACAGUUUCCAAGGCGAUGAGUUUAUUGGGAGUGCACUCAUCGACUUGUACUUCAAUUCUGGUUGCAUGGAAGAUGGAUACAGGUGUUUCAGAACUCUUCCUAAGGAAGACAUUGUCACCUGGACAUCGAUGAUUUCAGGGUGUGUUCAGAAUGAGCUUUUUGAGGAGGCACUGAGAUUGUUCGGAGAAUCAUUAUGUUAUAAAUUGAAACCUGAUCUUUUCACUAUAUCGAGUGUGAUGAAUGCAUGUGCCAGUUUGGCUAUUGCAAGGACUGGUGAGCAGAUCCAGUGCCUCGCCACAAAAUCUGGUUUUGAUCGGUUCACUGUCAUGGGGAAUUCCUGCAUACAUAUGUAUGCUAGAUCAGGGGAUGUUGAUGCUGCAACUCUGAGGUUUCAGGAAAUGGAAUCACACGAUGUUGUCUCUUGGUCUGCACUGAUAUCAAGCCAUGCCCAGCAUGGCUGUGCUAGAGAUGCUUUACGCAUUUUCAAUGAAAUGAUGGAUGCGAAAGUGGUGCCUAAUGAGAUUACUUUUCUCGGUGUCCUUACUGCAUGUAGUCAUGCAGGAUUGGUUGAUGAGGGACUCAGGUAUUAUGGAAUUAUGAAUAAGGAAUAUGGGUUGAGCUCAACCAUAAAGCAUUGCACUUGUGUUGUUGAUCUCCUUGGACGAGCUGGGAGGCUAGCCGAUGCUGAGGCUUUUAUAAGGGAUUCGGUCUUUCAUGAUGACCCUGUCAUUUGGCGAUCUUUGCUGGCCUCAUGCCGUAUUCAUGAAGACAUGGAGAGAGGCCAACUUGUUGCGAAUCGGUUAAUGGAGCUGGAACCCACUUCCUCGGCAUCUUAUGUAAUUCUCUACAACAUGUGCUUGGAUGCUGGGGAGCUUUCCUUAGCUUCAAAAACUAGAGAUCUGAUGAAAGAGCGAGGCGUGAAGAAAGAGCCUGGUCUUAGUUGGAUUGAACUAAGGUCUGGAGUUCACUCUUUUGUUGCUGGUGACAAGUCCCAUUCAGAGAGCAAUGCAGUAUACACAAAACUGGCAGAGAUGCUUUCCAGGAUAGAAAAGGUGGCAAUCACUGAUAAUGCUGGCAAAGAGUCAAAUGAAAUCUCCAGCAGGGAGCAAGAUUUGGUGGGUUGCCAUAGUGAAAAACUAGCUGUGGCAUUAGGUAUGAUUCAUUUGCCACAAUCAGCACCUAUAAGAGUAAUGAAGAACUUGAGAGUUUGCCGUGACUGCCACUCGACUAUGAAAUUGAUAUCAAGAAGUGAAAACAGAGAAAUAAUCUUGAGAGAUACUAUUCGUUUCCAUCACUUUAGAGGUGGUUCAUGUUCUUGUGGCGAUUACUGGUGAUGACCUGUUCAAUUGUUCCAGGUCAGAGUCCUGGAAUAAAUAUGACAUAUUUUGUACAUUACAGAUUGCCACAGCAUGAAAGGGAAGAUCUUUGUGCAAUGAUGAAUAUUUCAGAAGAGAUUUUACACGUGCAAGUUGUUUUAUAUGUUACAAGACAUGUACAGUCAACACGAACCACUGUAAACUGUUGGUCCCUUUCAGUUUCUAGGGGACCUACCUACUUGGCGACCUGGAAGUCGCAGUAAAUCAGAAACACAGAUAGUUUUCUGCA
Molecule: messenger RNA, 2714 nt
Organism: Phragmites australis (common reed)
Lineage: Eukaryota; Viridiplantae; Streptophyta; Magnoliopsida; Poales; Poaceae
Product: pentatricopeptide repeat-containing protein At3g13880-like
Exons: 2
Coding region: 71-2443 (790 amino acids)
Biological process (GO): RNA modification
Molecular function (GO): protein binding; zinc ion binding; RNA binding
Source: RefSeq, a predicted model, not a curated record